AUGAUUCACGUGACAGCUGAAAUAGGGAAGACAGGCAAGAAAGAGAGAGAGAAGAGACACUUUCCUGAUGUGCAUAAUAAACCUGGCAAAACUAAUCCUUCUGAAGAACAGGGGCGAAGACACAUAUACAUGCCUGACGGUAGAGAGGAACCAUGGAAACCUCACUACGAGAAUAUUAAUGUCAAAUACACUGAAUCAGGCCCAGACUGGAGUUCAAAGUUGAAAUACAUACCUGCCCCUUCUAACCCAGAUUAUCCAGCUGCAGAAAUUUGGCCAGAUAACUGGAAAGCUUUACGGCCUUAUCCAUUCUCCAAUCGACAGUCACAGAAGGAGUGGAUACUAGCACCAAACCUGACAAAACUUGGGCUGAGAUGUUUCUUCGAUGGUGUGCACAUGGCCUCUCUAACAUCAGACAAGGAGGUGAUGUACGGAUGUGCCAGGCAUGAAGACAACAUAGACAAGAGGAACUCACUGGCUGAAGCCUCACCGGGAUACAAGAGUUAUCAGGUGCCGGAGUACUCCUCCAGCUUCUAUAAAACUUCUUCUGAGGAUAUAAUGCCCAGAUUCAGAAUGAGCAGUUUGCCAUAUAUAACUAGACCGUACAAGAAAGCUGAUACAUUCAUACCCUUAGUCCCUUUACCACAUAUUAAAAGGAAAACAUUUCGACACAAAAUGGAAAAAAGUCAGAAACAAGAAGAAGUAGAAGAAGUGAGAAUACUAGAUCUUUGGCAACCAGCAAAACCCAUAUCAGAAAGACUACUCCAGUUUGAACUUACAACAGACGGCAAGAAGCAGUAG
Molecule: messenger RNA, 798 nt
Organism: Candidula unifasciata
Lineage: Eukaryota; Metazoa; Mollusca; Gastropoda; Stylommatophora; Geomitridae
Source: the annotation of a GenBank genome assembly